Messenger RNA from Aspergillus fumigatus Af293, 606 nucleotides. RefSeq lists its product as uncharacterized. The coding region runs from base 1 to 606 and encodes 201 amino acids. The transcript is spliced from 2 exons. The record is from RefSeq and is a predicted model, not a curated record. NCBI's taxonomy places the organism in Eukaryota, Fungi, Ascomycota, Eurotiomycetes, Eurotiales, Aspergillaceae.
AUGGCGAGUGGUAAGAACCUACCCGAAGAGAACACCUCCAAAGGCGACGAAAAGACCGAUGACAAUGGCAGGCCAGGACUUUCCUGGCACGCCCUCUGGCUUCUUAAGCAUGAGCCCCAUGGUGCAAGUAUUGAUAUGCGCAGAUUAAAAAGAGAUAUCGACUGGAGGAGACACAAUGCCGGUAUAGCGGGGGAGACGGGGGGUGCCUUUUAUGUGCCGGAGCAAGGCAAGACGGGUCUAAUCCCUGUAAUCUUGGCGGCGGGGAUCACAGUUGGAGACUCGUGGAUGGCCAUCCCCAUGCCGGUCCCCAUCCAGCACACGAGGCCUAGAUCCCGCCACGAGAGUAAAACCAAAGCCAUGGAGGCGACUUUACUCAUCAGGACAACCGGUGAGGGAGUUUCCCAGGUGGAUCGUGGCAGAGUUCGCCGUGGGUUGUGUAUCCCCAUGGGGAGGGGCGGGAGGCCUGAGAGGGGGAAAGGGGAGAGGGGACCAUCAUUCGGCUUCCCCCAGUUUCUGCGACGCCGGGCCGGGCUGACGUUCUAUGCUGCAGUCUGUACUGAGUCUGACUGGGGGAGACUCGACUGUUUCGCGGAGAAAUGGCCAUAG